AUGCCACUAUUGUUUCUUGUAGGGCUGUCUAGUGGGAUUGCCUGGCGUUUCGCUCCAUGUGAGAUAGAAUACCUCAAUCCUAUUUGCCAACAGAUGGAUGCUAAGCUGAGGAAGUUAAAGACAACGGAAGAGAUACUAACGGCCAUUAUCACCCACAGAGGUGUCAUGUUUGUGCAGAAUCUCGUCACGGCAGUUGAGGUAUUGUUCCGGGUGCUUGUGAACGACCUUACGAAAGAUCCACGGUAUAAACUGCUGCUGCGGGAUAUUGGCGAAUAUGCUGAGAAUCUGGAUACGCGUGCGAUAGCCGACGUGCUCGGAUCACUGCAGUCCCUAGGGCAUCGACAGUUUGGUAGUAGCGCGGGAAGUUGA
Molecule: messenger RNA, 369 nt
Organism: Perkinsus marinus ATCC 50983
Lineage: Eukaryota; Perkinsozoa; Perkinsida; Perkinsidae
Exons: 3
Coding region: 1-369 (122 amino acids)
Source: RefSeq, a predicted model, not a curated record